GGGGCGGGGCCGCCAUCUACAUCUCAAUCCGUGCAGAGUGUUGAGCGGAGAUUAGGGGCGGAGAUUCUCCGGUUGUCUUGGUAACAGUGCAGCCCACCCAUGUCUCCCCCCAGCCUGAUGCCUAGCGAUGUGCGAGUCCCCGGAUGAAGAAUUGGAGGAGGGGACAUGCCUUUUCAUGACAAUGUUUACUACCCAUUUGGGAAGGAUGUGGCUCAAGUCCCUACUAUGUUAAAUGCACCUUGGAUGCCCAAUCCUUUCCUUUCUUCUGGCAGGAUGCCUUCCUCUACUCACGGUACACUUUUUAAGUUUCGGUCACGCCAUGAAAGUCUGGACUGGAGAAGAAUUGGAAGUAUUGAUGUGGACAAAGUAGCAAAUGAGUUGGAUUUUCGAACCCUUCAAGAUAAUAUUAUGGGCGUUACUUUUUGCAAUGUAGAAAAUGAGAAGUGUCCGCACUGUCACAGCAGUCUGGAUCCUGUAUUGAUCAAACUGAUUAGACUUGCUCAGUACACCGUUGAAUAUUUGCUGCAUUCCCAGGAGUACCUAACUUCUAACCUACAGACAUUGGAGGAAAAGGCUCGUGCAGGCAUUAAUGAGUCUGAACAGCUACAGGUAAAGAUAACCAAGCAGACUGCAGAAAUAAAGUCACUCAAAGAUGAGUGCAAAUUGAGGAGGAAGAUGAUUGCUGCACAGCAAAUGAUGAUCAAUGCUGCCACAGGACCUUGCCACAAGUGCCAACAUUGUGAGAAGUCUUUUGUAAACACUUCGUAUUUAGAAAGUCACCUAAAGAGGAGGCAUGCUGAAGACCCUUCUUUUGGUGGAAAACAAAGGCAGAGUCCACAGCAAUUUGAUAACUUGUACUAUGAAAUAAAAUGUCUUAAAGAAGAACUUCAUUCUACCAAAAAGCAGUUAGAGACUGAAAAAGAAACUCAUCUGGAGAAACUCUCUCAGGUACAGGAAAGUGAACAAAAGAAAACAAUGGAGCUGGAAGUUUUGAAAAAGUUUGACAAGUGGAAAGCAGAAGAAAAAGAAACGUUUGAAGAAGAAAUGAAAAAAGUGAAGGAAAUGUUUAUGAAAGAGCUUAAAGAACUGACUGAUAAGAACUCCUCUUUGGAUAAUGAGCUGACUGAAAUGAAGAGACAGAGCCACCAAAGGAUGUCUGGAUUAGGUACUCUGGAGGAAGCCUUUCAAAAUGACCAAGGUCAAGGAAAGUCAAAAUAUCACCGUGACACUGAAAAUUAUAUGGAACGCCUAAAAAAGCAGGAAGAAAAGUGGAGAAAUCACAACCAGGAACUUAAGAAAGAAUAUGAGCGGGAUAAGAAUCAGGCCAUUCAGCUACUUCGGCAGGAACAUGAUCUGGAAAAGAACAGAGUUAUACAGUUGCUUCAGCAAGACUUUGAUCGGGAAAAGAACCAGAUUGUACAUCAGCUUCAAAAUGAGCGCGACAGGGAAAAGAAUGAGAAGAACCAGAUCAAAGAAAUAUUGACCAAACCACCCCCGGCUGUUAAAAAAAAUCCUGAGCCAACAACCGUGCAAUCAUUACACAGCGUUGAAGGAAAACAUUCUGCAACUGCCUUUUCCACUAAAGACUGGGGAAAUGAAGAACAAGGCACCAUCAAGUAUCAUGUGAGGCAUGAGGUGAAGAAUGACCAAUCGUUAAAGAAGACAAUCAGGAAUGUCAUUGAACAAGACCUAGAAGAGAGGUUGGAAGUCCUAGGAUUUAAAGCGGGUUUGCGUGGGAUCCCCAGUGACAAGUUCCAAAAAUUAAUGGAUGCAAGGCAAAAUAACCGACACAUGAGGGAGAAAACUUUUCCAGGGAUCCAGAAAAUGUAUGAAAAGCUUGCAAAGCACGUAACUCAAAAAGCAGAGGAGCAAUUAUCAACAUCUUUUAAAUGUGUUUCAACAAGUCAACAUUUUACAGAUGCAGCUAAAUCUUUAACUUGGGGAAGCACAUCAUCUUUUUCACCACCAAGACAAAGGAAACCAAAAACAUCAGUAGUAAAAUCUUCUCAAGAAGAAUUAAAAGCUGAACCAAGAUAUCCGGUGCCUAAAACUAGUUCUACCCCAAAGUUUAAGUUGGUAUCCUCAAAAGACAUUUCUGUUACCAAAUCAUCAAGCAUUACAACAUCUCCAUUCAGUUCCAACGAUGAGUCUGAAUCUAACGACAUACCUUUGUCAUCUUACAAAAAUCCUGACUCUUUGAGAACUAAUAGUAAAAACAAUAUUGGGUUUGUGGCCAAUGAAAGUGAAUCAGAUGGGAGUUUGUUGGAAGAAGUUAAGCCUCAGCCAGCCUGUAGAAGCAAUGGCCUAUUCCAAGCUCCACCCAAACCAGUUAGAGCAACACAAGUAAAAGAACUAGGCCUGCAUUCAACAGGUUCUGCUGAUCUUAAACCACGUGGUGAUGUACCCCAAGCAUUUGUGAAAAAAGACCCAGUUAUGGAUCUAAAGCUUACUGACCUUGAUGACACUGAAUUUGACAGUUCGUCUUUGGAGGAGGAACCUUAUGAAGUGCCACGUUCUGUACAAAAACGUCAGGAGGCCACAGUUCACAGAAAAGAGGUUCCAACAGCUUCUGCUAAAAAUGCUGCUGGUGUUACAAAACUUUACAAAGCAGAUGCCCGUGAAGCCGAUACAUCCAGCACUGCUAUCAGUUUAGUGACAGUGAGCGACAUCAGUGACACCUCUGAUAUCUAGUAAUGUCUUACUUGUCAGUAUGUUAUAAUAAUUCUCAAGUGCCUUGAGAGUUUGCACUGCCUCAAAAAUCUUCCAGGUUUACAUUUGUAUUAUUUCUAUGUUUGUAUGUUAUUUUAUACAUCAAAGAUUCUGAGUACCAUUGGCCUAAACAGUGGGAGCAGAUGGAGUGUUACGCAAUGUCUUAUGUAUUUUCUAUGAAUUUUUCUAUGAUGUUUAAAAUUAUUUUUUUCUACGGUACAAUGUUUUCCUACAAGCACUUAAUCUCUUAUUAUCAGCUGCAAUUACUUUAAUAUGUACUUCAGAGAAAGUUAUUUAAAUUAAACCUGUCACUGGAAUACCACAACAUGAGCCAGCGCAGAGCAGAUAUUCUAAAAUAGAUUCUAUUCUGAAAUUAGUGUACCUUUACACUGUUGUAUAGUUUUUAUAAUAACUGCAGUUUUCAGGCCUUCAAAGUUAAAAACCACCUAGUAUUUUAAUUCUACUGUUUAUGAUUAUUGUAGCAAACCUUAACUGCAGUCUCCACCACCGGGUCCACCAUGAUCAUAUUCUUUGCAAUGUGCUGUAUUCAUUUUAAGUCAUGUCGGUAUAUUUGUUUUUCGUGUUUUCUUAACGUUGAAAAAUUGUC
Messenger RNA from Rana temporaria (common frog), 3316 nucleotides. It is a transcript of the gene DZIP1, whose product is annotated as DAZ interacting zinc finger protein 1. NCBI's taxonomy places the organism in Eukaryota, Metazoa, Chordata, Amphibia, Anura, Ranidae. The record is from RefSeq and is a predicted model, not a curated record. The coding region runs from base 166 to 2691 and encodes 841 amino acids. The transcript has 17 exons. Gene Ontology annotation, biological process: cilium assembly. Gene Ontology annotation, cellular component: cytoplasm; ciliary basal body.